Molecule: messenger RNA, 1823 nt
Organism: Carassius gibelio (silver crucian carp)
Lineage: Eukaryota; Metazoa; Chordata; Actinopteri; Cypriniformes; Cyprinidae
Product: signal-transducing adaptor protein 2
Exons: 11
Coding region: 80-1177 (365 amino acids)
Molecular function (GO): signaling adaptor activity
Source: RefSeq, a predicted model, not a curated record
UCCCGGGAAGUCGCCUCAUCCAGCAGCUCUUUGUCCCGCUGCUGUGUGUGUGUCAGUCCCGGGCUGAGCUGCUCGAGUCAUGGCGGCGGCGCCCGCGAACCCCCGCACCGGGAGCCCGAGCCCGAGAGCGCAGCUGCCGCCCUGCUAUUACGAGGGAUACCUGGAGAAAAGAGGAGCGAAAGACAAGGUUGCUCUGCGUUUGUGGACCUGUUUAUGUGGAAACACACUGUACUUCUUCAACACCCCUAAGGACACAAGUUUUGUAGAGAAGCUGGACCUGAGUGGGUUUGUGUCUCUGAUCGAUGACCCAAGUCGUGAUCGGAAUCUGGAGGCGGCCAGACUGAACCUCCGGAUGAAGGAUGGAGAAAUCAAACUCACUGCUCCUAAUCUGGAGGCGCGUGAGCUGUGGAAAGGUUUUCUCUACUCUGUCGUAGAUCUGGCUGUGCCCACGACUCUCACCCUUCUGCCCGGGCAGCUGCACAUGCUGAAAGAAGUCGUGGAGAAAGAAAAAAUGCGUCGAAAGGCACGCGUGUCCUCCAGAGCCCCCGCGUCCCCCCUCUCGCUCCCGCUGGUGGGGGAAAUACCUGCGUGUUUCAGGCCUGUGUCUCGUACUGAAGCUGAGGUGCUGUUAGAAAGACAUCCAGACUGCGGGAACAUGCUGCUCAGACCAGGCCGAGACGGAUCUUCACUCGCUGUCACCACAAGACAAGACCUGAAUGGAUCAGUGUUCAGGCAUUACAGAGUGACACAGAAGCAGCAGGGUGGUUACAUCAUCGAUGUGGAAAGCCCAAUCCCUUGUCCCACACUGCAUGAUGUCAUCAAUGCCCUGAUGGAGAAAACUGCCGGGACUCUUCAGCCCUUUAUAUUAGAAGAGCCUUAUGAGGAGAACAUCACGUUUGUGUCGUCCAACGAUGAGAAUGGAGAGCGAACCCUGCACUCCGCUCUCUCUGGACCUCUUUCUCGUACUCCAUCACUGCCACCUAAACAAGUAGGUGCAGACAGAUGGUCGCUGCGGUCACAGACCAGAUCUCCCAGUUCCUCACCAAGAUCCUUUUCCCCGCCUGGCUCCCCAUCCAACUCCAUGAGAAGGCUGGUUCUGUCUCCCUCGCCGCUCUCUCAGAGUCUUACAGACGAGCUCAAACAGAAGCUGGAGAAGAGACGGGCCAGUCAACAGUGAUUUCCUCCCUUCGUCGUCUCAUUCUUCCAGUGCCUUCCAGUAAAGACUGAUGUCCUGUUGAACAGAUGAGGACUCCCUGUAAUCGCCACUCUUCCCUCAGUGUGACUGAAACAAUGGCACUUUAUUUGGCAUAAUCAAUAACACAAGAGCCGAGGUCCACCAGCUAUCCUGCCUCAUAAUAAUGCUGUCACAGAAUGAUGCUGUUUCCGUUAAAAGGGAAAAACCUGUGCCAAGAUUCUCGAUACCUCUUACACUCUCUGUUCUAUUAAUGAUUAGACAUCAGCACGCAGGCUUUGACUGACAAAACCAUGUGUCGAGAGCACAUUUCCGCACAUUUAAGAAAGAAGCACAUCAAAUUUGUCUUAAAAUUAAAGACUUUCAUUACUGUUUUUAAUCAAACACUAACUGUGAACUGGAGAUAAUUUAUCUAUAAGCUCAGAUUAAUGUGAAUCUAGUAUUGUUCAAGGUAGGAUGCAAAAUUAUAAACUGGUUUUAGCUGGUCUCCCAACCUAAACAGCGAAAAAAGUAGUUAAAAAACCUCUAAAACCAGCCUGCAAAGCAGCUAUUACAAGGCUGGAAGACAAGCUAAUACCAGCCAAACUGAUAUAUAUAUAUAUAUAUAUAUAUAUAUAUAUAUAUAUAUAUA